Molecule: messenger RNA, 1311 nt
Organism: Gregarina niphandrodes
Lineage: Eukaryota; Apicomplexa; Conoidasida; Eugregarinorida; Gregarinidae
Product: putative N-acetylglucosamine-1-phosphate transferase
Exons: 3
Coding region: 1-1311 (436 amino acids)
Biological process (GO): protein N-linked glycosylation; dolichol-linked oligosaccharide biosynthetic process
Cellular component (GO): membrane
Molecular function (GO): UDP-N-acetylglucosamine-dolichyl-phosphate N-acetylglucosaminephosphotransferase activity
Source: RefSeq, a predicted model, not a curated record
AUGCUCCUCUUGCUGGCCGUCCAGACCCUCAUCACGACCGUCCUGUGGAACUCAGCCAUCCAUACACACCUCCUAGUCGCAAGUGCCAUCGGCAUGACGCUGUACUGGGCUAGUGUGUUGUAUAUACCGUCGGCAGGUGAGUUGUUGAUGGCGAAGGGGUUUUGGGGUGUGGAUUUGAACAAGCAUCCGAAGGAGCAAAUUGAUACCAUACGAAGUGGGUCAUCUGAUCCCGAGGUUGUGAAAGCGACCAAGAUGAAGCGAAUUCCUGAGAGUCUCGGAGUAGUGACGGCGUUUGCAUACUUUAUUGGAGUCUUGUCCUUUUACGGCUACUUGCGUGUCGCCAUGAACUGGGGUGUGGAGAAGGUAUUGCGCGUUGACGACUACAUGUGUGGUGCGUUGACUAUUAUAUUUACUACCUUUUUGGGGUUUGUGGACGAUGUAUUAGAUCUACGAUGGCGCUACAAGAUCUGGUUACCGUACGUGGCGGCAAUUCCGCUAAUUGUGACCUACACUGGUCCGACACACAUUCGGCUACCGCGGAUUCUGUUGCCUUGGUGGCUCAGGGACCGUCUUGUUUCUGGGGACAAUAUUACCUCUCUCGGCUUUUCCGGUUCUCCCGGUUCUCCGGGUUCUCCCGGUUCUCCGGGUUCUCCGGGUUCUCCGGGUUCUCCGGGUUACUAUGAGAUUGAGCUGGGGCUUCUGUACUACGUGUAUAUGAUCAACCUGUCUGCGUUCUACUCGAACGCGAUAAAUAUUUAUGCCGGCAUCAAUGGUUUAGAGGCUGGUCAGGCACUAAUAUGUAACCUCUUCAUCUUAGUUCAUAAUGUCAUCGAGUGUUUCACAGGACCACAGGACCAGGCCUCCUCACAUGCCGUCUCACUGAUCUACGCCAUUCUCUUCAUGUACGUUACAACAGGGCUACUGUAUUACAACCGUUACCCAUCUCGAGUGUUUGUUGGCGAUACAUUUACUAUGCUAGCAGGAAUUCAUUUGGCUGCAUGCGCUAUCAUGGGACACUUUGCGAAAACUCUGCUUCUCUUUUCGAUACCGCAAAUAUUCAACUUCGCCAUUUCCCUACCGCAGCUACUAAAGUUAGUCCCAUGCCCAAGACAUCGGAUACCCACAUAUGACCCUGAUACUAAGAAAUUAACGUCAUCUAAAAACUGGACACUCAUCAACCUCGUUCUAGAAGUCUUCGGUGACAUGACCGAGAAGAGACUCGUGUUCGUACUUCUUGCAUUACAAGUUGCUUCCGGAAUUGUUGGACUGGCAAUCAGAUACUCACCAGUAUACAAUGUCAUCUUCCAAUAA